UAGAACAGUUUGAGUCAGACAUUAUUGGAAAUAGAACAUUUCGAGACUUCUUUAUUUAUCGGUAUAUUGUGAUAAAAUAUACCUGAAAAAAUAUUAAUGAGAUUAUAACUAAGGACAGAAUUAAAAAGUAAAAUGUUAUAACUAAUUUUGAUGGUGCGAAAUAAGAAUUGCUUAACAAAUGAAGUGAGCAAACUAUUAAGCUGAGUGAACAUCAGAUGAUUAAGCUUAAGUUUUUACUGAAGGAGUUAGGAUUUAGGAUAAAGAUAUAAGGUAAAAAAAGAGAUAAAGGAUGUUAAAGAAGCUACCAUUACGACCGCGCACAGCCCCGACACGUGUGACAAGGCUAGGAGAUGAUCACAUGGCAGAGGGAAACGUACCUUUUUAUGUGGUAUGGGUUCGAUGCAUGCCCAAUACAGAAAAGAUCCCCAUUCACUAUCGCAGCAGCACAAAACGCACCCAGCAACAGAUCGUCCCCGUGUCAGCGGCAAAUGUGCACGAUCUCUCGCACGUGCCCGUGGAGCUCAUCACGGGCGAUGACGAGGAUGGGCGCACAUCACGGGGCUCACUUUUCUCCCCCAAACAGACUAAACCACCCACGUUUUUGCCAGGGGACCGGGUUAUAUUUGCGGAAAGCCCAUCGGCACCAGGGAUCCCUGUGGUCUACAGAACACCCGAAGAACGGUCUUCCAAUCCCGACAGACUCAACCUGGACAGGCGGAAGUUGACGGUGUGCCCUAUUCUAGAAGGGGAAGAACAACUCCGCCUUCUCAAUUACCAGCACAAUGGCAUACAGAAGAUCCAGCAUCUUGCAGCACUGAAAAGACUCAUCUUCCUAGACCUCUAUGAUAACCAGAUAGAGGAAAUAUCCGGCCUCAGUUCGCUGCGGUCACUGAGGGUUCUCAUGCUGGGCAAAAACAGGCUACAGAGGAUAGAGAACCUGGAAUCUCUAGUCAAGCUGGAUGUCCUUGAUCUUCAUGGCAAUCAGAUUGCAUGUAUCGAGAACCUUAACCACUUGACGGAGUUGCGAGUGUUAAAUCUGGCAGGAAAUGCCAUCUCAUAUGUGAACGGACUGAAAGGCAUGGACGCUCUCGCAGAGUUAAACUUGCGACGGAACAAAAUACGAACCGUAGAGGAAGUGGAUACUCUACCUAGUCUUCAACGACUCUUCCUGAGCUAUAACGAUAUUUCAAGUUUUGAGGACAUACAAUGCCUUGGGGACUCAACAAGCCUAUCAGAGAUCUCGCUAGACGGGAACCCUUUAACCCAGGAGCAGUACUACAAGCAGAUCGUCCUCCGACACAUGCAGCAGCUCAAACAGUUGGACAUGAAACGUGUCACAGAAGAGGAGCGCAGAAUCGCCCUUGUGAUGGCGCGCAAGGAGGAAGAGAAACGCAAGGAAAUGAACAAGCUCUCCGUUAUGAAGGGAAGUUUUGCGAUUGGAACACAUCUUACGUACACAAAUGAUUGGGAGAAACGCCGUCUUGCCAUCAACAAUGCUAAGCGACAAUGGGAAGUCAUGCAGGGGUCGUUAAUACAGAAAACAUCCAAAAUGACGCGUCAGACACCGGAUCUAUACGCGAACCACAUUGGCUCGAUUCCGAACUCAGAAGUCGUCUCGCCAGACCAAGACGGGGAGUCGUCUAGCCGAGACGAGUCUGAGUCUGUAACCAGGUUGGAUAAUAUUCACCUAUUAAUGUCAAGCAAGCAGAGCAGUCGGGCAAACAGUAGACCAGGGAGUGCUCACAGUCUUUCCCUAGAUGGAGGCGACACAAGAGAGAGGCCCCGCACUGCAAGUAUGAUGCCCACUAGAAGACCACCACCCGCCGAGUCCAAGCCUGGUGGGCUCUAUAAGGAGACAAUGAUGUUUGGAAAUGAUGACAAGGGCACCAACCUUAACAACCUUGCUGACCUUGAAGGGGACACGUUGACCCUUUAUGGGGCCCAAUCCCUUGAGGCGCUGGACCGGAACUGGGGGAUCCAGGCAGCAGGGGCUGUUCUCACUAUUGUCUUUAACUUUAUCGAUUUUGAAUUCAUCGGGAAACAUCUCCAUAAAAUACGGACAAGAUUUCCAGCCACACAGACUAUAGUCUUUAGUUCAACAAACAUACACAGUUUCCAGCAGAUAAAUGCGCUGACAAGCCUGCGGCGUUUAGACAACCUCACAAUAAACCUUGAGGGCAAUAACAUCACUCGAUACACUCUGUGGCGGUCAUACAUUCUCUUCCGGCUCGCACAUUUUGCUCUUAAGAAAAUUAAUAAUGUUGAGGUUACUGCGUCGGAUGUUUUGGCUGCGGAGAAGUUGUUUGGUGCCAUAUCUCACAUGACAACAUCGCAGCUUCCACAGUCACGUCUCCUGUCCCUACUAGGGGAGACAAGACGGAAACAGCUGCUGACGAUGAGUGAGGAAAAGUCACGGAAAGUUCUUGAUGGGUCAUUGAAGUUGGACAAAACACAAGGAGAUUUUGUGGGAAGGGCAGGGCUUACAUACCAGGUGGACCCUUCCAAAUCACAGGACGCCCAGGGUAAAAAGACUUUCGCGAGGAGUUAUGUGAACGAAAUGACUAAAGAGGCUAUAUUUACAGACAGGAAACGAAAUGAGCUGAUCAAAAUAUGGCCUCAGAUAUUUUAUGAAAUGGUGUAUUCAUCCAUCUCAGAUAUGAGUGAUAGUCAGACGUAUAUGAAAAAGUGUUUAGAAGACUUGGAAAAGACUUAGCAGUGAAUGGUGCAUAUAUGUUAUUGUUAAUCAUGAUACUAUCUGCUUCCGAGCUGACGACUGGUCAUGCCGAGAUUGAGUUAUGGAAAGCGGGAAAAGUUGCAAGGCAAACCGAGACAGCGUACAAGAAUGGGAAACGCCACCUGGGAGGAAAAUACCAGAACUAGUACAACAAAAUGACAAACCAUGAGAACACCAACAUACAUUUAUUGUAUCUAUAAACCAGAAUAUCCAGGCUAAGUUCUAGUCGCUUUUUACUCAAUAUAGAAAUGGAAGGCAUUACAAGUCUUGCAAUAAGAUUGCGAUCAUAUUGAAAUAGGUGAAAUAUGAAUACUUCAUGGAGAUUUUCUCAGUAAGUAAGUUCAAGAAAUCUCAAGAGACUUCUUUUCGACAUUUAAAUUUUUACUUAUUUUGUACUAAUAUAGUUUUCAAAUUGCAUUUAACAAUGUGCAUACUUUUUUAAUGUUUUUUAAAUGCCAGGGCCUUUUAACCUUUCUUUGCCAUAGCUAAUAUCCUGCUUAUUCUCCAAGGGCAGGUCCUACUUUUUUCCCCAAAAAAUAUCCUCCGAAAUUCCCUAAUUUCAUAUUUGCUUUUUACUAUCUCACGAUUCAUUAAAUGAUUUUUCUGAGUGAUAUAAUUUUAUUUACUGCUUUAUUGAUAUUUUGCUCCAUUUGUUCCCAAAAUGAUUGAAAAACAACACUCACUCCCCCCUCCCCCCCCCCCCCCCAAAAAAAAAAAGGGCUAGGGUGUCUUCCCCAUAACAGUUAAAAAGGCCCAGAUGGCUAACACAUUUUUUACCGAAUAAUUGAGGAAUUUGACUUUGUAUCAUUGCAUGUACAUCCUCUUAUGUUUCCCAUAAAAGUUUCCUUACUGCCAUAUUAUGGAAAUUUCUGCUUGUUGACCUGUUAUGAUUUAAAACGUAACAGAAGUAUUUGCUUGUUGACCUGUUGUUGUUUAUAAAAUGACAACAGUUUCUGCUUGUUGACCUGUUAUGGUUUAUAAAAUGACAGAAGUUUCUGCUUGUUGACCUGUUAUGGUUUAUAAAAUGACAGAAGUUUCUGCUUGUUGACCUGUUAUGGUUUAUAAAAUGACAGCAGUUUCUGCUUGUUGACUGGUUAUGCUUUAUAACAUUCCAGAGGAAGAAAUUUAUUUGCACUCAUUUGUAAAUUGUGUCUGGUCUUGGCCUGAGAUUUGGGUGUUCUUGAAGACCAGAAACAUCAAUUCAAUGAAGAUGUUAAAUUGUUUUAACAACAAUGUUCAGUUUUGAAAGAACACAUCAUACGCAUGCAGUGUUAAAGGAGUGGAGUUUUGCACAUUUUUCUGUAUAUAUGCGCAAAGUGCUGUGAUAUCUAGUGCCUGUGUUCUUCAAUUGUACUUUAUGUAUAAUAAUAUUUUUUUCAAUAUUAAAGCUGCUGUCUCACAUAUUGAUUGUUUUGACAACUUUAUUAUUUUAUUUUUUGUCUUUGAAUAAGCCAUGUUUUGAGUAGAUGUCUAGAAACCAGUGAUACAAGACUGCUGACCAAAGAUCAGUAGCAAUUUUCCAUAUUUAUUUUUGAAAACUGAUGUUUUAUAGCUAUAAAUGUGAGUAAUGCUUCAAGAAAUUUAAAUUUUUGGAAGUUUUCCAAACAAUUGAGACCUGUUCCAUUGUGAGUCAUCAUAAUUUAUGACUCAAUUGAUACCAAAAUCAGCUGAUUCUCAGAGACAAAAAAAGAAAAGAAAAAAGAAAUGUUAAAACUGUCAAUCCGUUAGAGUGGAGCUUUAAAUUUGAAUCUUUGAGACUUAGUUUACUUUCUUGACAAAUCAAUUAAUUGAAAUUAAUUACAGUUUUGUAAUGUUAUUGAGAUAAUAGAUACAGUUUCGGAAUAUAAAACAUCAUAAUAAUGAUUUAAUUGUUAUAAGGUUGUUUUUUUAAUUUAUGGGUAUCAAAUAUUAUAACAGAAGCCCAUCAUCAACAUUUAAUCAUUUAUUAUAACAUUGUUUCAGCCAUCUUGGCAUUCAUCAGGACUGGUAAUAAAAAUAUUGUUAUGUAGAAAAUAACACGAACAUGAAAUGACAUCAGCAUCACAUGAAUUCAUGUGAUAGCAUUAAUAUAUAGCAUAGAUUUUUGCACAAGUAUUGCUAUAGAGGAUCUAUAAAAAUACACCAAUACAUCUGAUAUUCACUUUAAAGCUGCACUCUCACAGAUAUACCAUUUUUACAACUUUUUUUUUAUUUUUGUUCUGGAAAGAGCAAAUUUUUGCAUAAAUAUCUGCAAACCAAUGAUAUAAGAUUGCUGUCAAAAAGUCAGAUCAUAGAUUUUCAUAUUUCCGUUCGAAGAUUUAUGUUUUAUGGCUUAAACCGUUACUAACUGUUUAAGAAAAAUGCACAAAACAUCAAUUUUUGAACUUAAAUAUAAAAAUCUGCAAUCUAAUUUUUAUCAGCAGUCUUAUAUAACUGGUUUCCAUGGAUUUUCGCUAAAAUUGGCUCAUUCCAAGACAAAAAAAAUAAUAAGUUGUCAAAACGUUCAAUCUGUCAGAGUGCAGCUUUAAGGUAAGCAAAUCCAUAAUAAAGAUGUUUUAAUGCAUUUUAGAAAUAAAAUCAAGAUUAUUUCUGUGUUAAAAUUACAUUACUAAGAUCAAACACUUUGACAGAACAUAAUUAUUUAAAAUAAUUCUUCUAAAAAUACAUUAUUGUAAUAUUUUGCAAUUCAAAUCAAUUGGACUGGUUGUACCAAAAAUAUUCAUUUGUUUUUACUCCUUUAAUGAUAUAGUUCAACUUUUUUUUUCUGAUUAUGCAAUAUCUUACUCAUGCACUGGCAGCAAAAGUUUAAGCCUGUACAGCAUGACCAUUAGUUUGAGAUCAAUUUAAGAUACAAUCACCCUUCUCUUGAACUGGUCGAGGUAAAAGAAUUUAACUUGAUUGGUACCCUCAUGCCAAACUUAGGCUCUAAAAGAUGAAUCAUGUUAAUAAAACUGUUGAUUGGAACCAAAUAUUAAAAUAAAUAAUGUCUAAUGCAUAAAUAUGUGAUAUUAGGAACAAUUUCGGGCUCAUACUAAUGGAUUGGCAUGAUUUAUUACCUAAAGCUUUCAAUGAUUAUGUUGUACUAAUGAUAGAUAUCAGACCUGUUUUAGGAAAGCACCGACAUUGUCGAAAUCUAUUGCCACGCUUUCUGUGCAUAUUCUAUCAAAAUUAUGGAAACUUAAUAUCAUUUAAUGUCUAACAGCUUUUAUACCAGUGUAUAUUCUGAUUGAUCUCUUAUACAUGAAAUUCAAUAUUUGCAGUAAGGUUAUAGUUAUUUAAAGCAGUAGAAAAUACCUUUAAUUGCAUAUGUUUUUUUGCUAUUGAUUGAAUCGUUAAUUUUUUUUAUUUCACCAUAUGGCUUUAAAAUAGAAACACAUUUGAUAUUGUAAAUAGUUUAAAAUAUACAAGUAUGAUGCAGUAUUUUUUCACCAUAAUUAUGAUAAUAAGUCUUGACGCGCAGGCAUUUCAAUGCACACAAGAAAUCCAACUCUCAUAUUUUUGCUGGUUUUUAUCAAUUCUGAAAGAAAUGUUUAAUUAAAUUGGUGUUGAAUGAACACUAAUUUAAAUAUCUUCUAUAUCAAUUUUUAAUGGAUUUAGAGUAAAUUAAGAAUUGUGCAUUAAUUGCAUUAAUGUGUUGUUAUUAUGAUAGAUGUAAUAAUGUAGACUGUUUAUAGAAUAUUGAUAACGCAGUAUAAUCAUGGAGUUGCUAUCAAAAACUUGAUAAUUAUAAAUGAUUAUAACAUUUCUUCAAUCGAAGAUAAUUAUAAAUGAUUAUAACAUUUCUUUAAUCCAAUCUUUAGAAAAUGAGAACAAAAAGUUGAAAAUAUAUUUGCAAGUAUUUGAUGAUGUCAUAGUUGACGAUGUCAUAAUUGUGUUAUAAUACUCUGUCCUAAGCACAUUUAUGUACCAAUGUUACAAUCUGUUUGAUAUGUUACCCAACCAGCAUUCCUAUAUCAGAAAGAUAUCAGACCGAUAUAUUUCAAAUAUUUCUAUCUGAUAUUUCAAAAUAUAUCCAUCCAAUGUUGGACCUCUAUGCUUUCUGAUUUGUUUAAAAAACACUAAAAAAGUAUUUAAUGUAUAUUAAAAGUGUUUAAGUUAUUCAAAUAUAUAAUUUAUAAAAUAGCUACAGUGUUCUCAUACACAUUACGAGAUAAUUAUGUUAAUAUCGGAACAUCCUCAGACCAUCAUUGGGCCAAUCUGCCAACAUUCUGAUCAGAUGCCAACAUCAAUCAGAUAUUGGAUUACUGGCUGGGUAGUACCUUCUUUUCUAAUGCUAGUCUGAUAAAUAUUAUACUUGUUAUGGAUACCCUUUUUGUUGCCAUACAUUCUUAGUCAGUUUUAUGUAUAGGUUGAGUGUUUGUUAACAAGAAUUUAUUAAAUAAAAUGUGUCUGGGCCUGUUGAACCCCGGGCCACCAUUUUGAUUUAAUAUUCAAAAACAGUAAGUGACUAAAUGUUUUGUCUACUGACUCGGCCUCUAUUUGAACAAGCUGAUCUGCCUGAAAGCCAUAGCGGCUGGCUGCUCAUUUACCAAAAUAAAUAAGCUGCGAAAUUGGAAAACACUGCCACAACAUUUGGUAAUUAUAACUUUGAGCACUAAAUUUAAAUAGUUAGUCUCUUGUUUACAAAAUAAAUGCAAUUAUUUAAGGACUGAAUUAUUAGUAUGAUGUUUAUGUGAAAAGCCUGCUUUUUCCAAUGUUAAGUUUUUUCUAUUGCUCAUCAUUUUCUUUUAGUUUUAUUGGAUAAGAACAAUGAAUUGUUUUUAAAACCAAUAAAUGAAAUUAUUACAUGAUCUAUGCAUAAACUUUUUAUGAUUGCAAUCAUUUAUACACACAAAAAAACAACAACACAAUAAUGAGCCUUAAAUAAAUACAAACUGGGAUUUUCAGGACUCGGAAGUCAAUAUUGAAAUAUAUUGGUCUAUCUAUUUUUAAUAGAAAUACACAAUGACCCUUUAACCAAACCACGUUCAAGACUUGUUAAUCCACAGGAACAUAGAACAAAGUUUUUUUUUGGUGCAUAAUUCAUUAUUUUUGCAAAAUUCCAUUAUUGCAGUUCUAAUUUCUGAUGACAGCUGAAAAAGUCAGUGACAAGCUUAAAACUUCCUUAAAAUUCUGUGUUCCCAAACAAAUGCCAGCAUUCACGGUAUCAUGUCAUAAACAGUUACUUACUUAUUAGCUAUGAAAUAUGCUGUGAAAUAUGGACUGUAAUCUUGACAAUUGAACUGGGCUGAGGCCUGUCACUAUACCUUUUUUGGUCCAUAUGACAGCAUAUUUCACAGAUUAUAAGUAAAUAUUUGUAUGAAAGUCGCUUGUUGAAGUUAAAUAUAAAACAUGUGUUGUUCUCAGUCACACUGUUUAUACAUAUUGUGUCACAUGCUCAGUAUUAUAAGUCUUAAUCAGUGUAAACUUAGCCUGUUGUGUUUUGUACUUAGAUUUAUGAUAGGCAGAGAACUUCUAUCUGAUGAAUUCAGAUUCGUGAUGUCUUUCCAAUACACAAUAGUUUUAUCUUGUAUUAUAUUUAUGUUAUUUAUUUAUUUUCUAUGAUGGAAUAAAUUGAAAAAAACAUGAA
Molecule: messenger RNA, 8282 nt
Organism: Mya arenaria
Lineage: Eukaryota; Metazoa; Mollusca; Bivalvia; Myida; Myidae
Product: leucine-rich repeat-containing protein 49-like
Exons: 16
Coding region: 290-2713 (807 amino acids)
Molecular function (GO): protein binding
Source: RefSeq, a predicted model, not a curated record